Protopolystoma xenopodis is the source of this 561-nucleotide messenger RNA. Lineage: Eukaryota; Metazoa; Platyhelminthes; Monogenea; Polystomatidea; Polystomatidae. The record is from the annotation of a GenBank genome assembly.
AUGGCUCUCCACAAGAAGCCUGCCCAGUCAACAUCAGGUCCUGCCAGCUCUCUCGGUACCGGACCAAUCAAUUCGUCUCUAACGAAACUCAUUGAGGCAGCUAAAUCCGGCCAUCCGCCUACUGACGCUCUCCACGAACUCGGACUAGUACCUAGCUUGCCCUCAGGUGUAUAUUACACGACUCGAGCUCGCUAUAGACCAGGCCAGCCAAGUGUGCAGUUGUCAAAUGGUGCAACAUUUUCUCCGCUUGACACCGCUGGGAUCGGCACCUCACGAUCUGAUGGGUUUAUUCAGGCUAGCCGGGGUCCUCGUGCUCGUGGUGUUUUUGGAGACAAUAGCUCCGCUCUUAGUCUUGUGCAGGCCGGCGGCGACACCGGGGCCCAUGCAGGACGGCCAAUAGGUCAUUCAAAUGCUUUCAAUUGGCUGGAGAGCGCAGCCACAGGGGUUUCCGGAGCUGUAGUUUCUUCUGCAGUAUCAUCCUCUCCUAUCUCCGUGUGUAAACCUCCUCUCGAUUUUUUUGAAGAUUCGCUUCAGCUGAUUCUUAUAUCAUAUUUAACUUGA